This is a messenger RNA of Leptonychotes weddellii (Weddell seal), 1463 nucleotides long. The record is from RefSeq and is a predicted model, not a curated record. NCBI's taxonomy places the organism in Eukaryota, Metazoa, Chordata, Mammalia, Carnivora, Phocidae.
GCCAACGGCGUCGCCAUUGGUUUGGGCCGAGGGAAGUGCACUUGACUGAGCGGAAAUAGAAGAUCCCGGAGACUGGGAAGGUGAAGACUAGAGGAGCUGGGGACCUAGCUUUGGCUUCACCUCCCUCACUGAUACAGCAUGGGGGAGAAGUCAGAGAACUGUAGGGCUCCAGAGGAUCUUUUCAAUGGUUUGAAAGUUACAGAUCCCCAGGAAGCAGAGUGUGCUACCCCUCCGGUUUCCAGUCCCAAAGAUCACCAUCUCCAGAGCAAGCUGCUCAAGGAUGUUGCAGCUCAUUCCCAGGAAGACCAGGGAGAAGAGGAGUGUUUUCAUGACCUUAGUGCCUCAUUUGAGAAGGAGGAGCCAGGAGCAGACAAGGCUGAGAACAAACCUGAUGAUGUGAAUUCCUCUGAACUUGAUGAAGAAUACCUAAUAGAACUGGAAAAAAACAUGCCAGUUGAGGAGAAACAGAAGAGAAGAGAAGAGAGCACUAGACUAAAGGAGGAGGGAAAUGUGCAGUUUAAGAGAGGAGGUAAGGCACCUGUCCCAGCACUGAUGUCUGGUCAUCCUGAUUCCUCGUGCUGUCUUGGAGACAAGAAAGAGAUGGCCAUCAGUGACUGCAACAAAGCAAUUCAGUUAAACCCCUGCUAUAUCAGGGCAAUACUGAGGAGAGCGGAGUUGUACGAGAAAACGGACAAGCUAGAUGAAGCCCUGGAGGACUAUAAAUCCAUUUUAGAAAAAGAUCCAUCCGUACAUCAAGCAAGAGAAGCUUGCAUGAGAUUACCUAAACAGAUUGAAGAACGUAAUGAAAGGCUAAAGGCAGAGAUGUUAGGUAAACUAAAAGAUCUUGGGAACUUGGUUCUUCGACCUUUUGGACUCUCCACCGAAAAUUUCCAGAUCAAACAGGAUUCCUCUACUGGUUCCUACUCCAUCAAUUUUGUUCAAAAUCCAAAUAAUAACAGAUAACAAAGUUAACAGUAGCUUGUAAAGCUGGCUUGGAGAUUGUGUGCUGCUUGCUAUUAACAAGGGGGAAGGCCCUGCCAAUAUUUAACUAAAUUAAAAGCAUUUUAUCUCGAAGACAGGCUAUCCACUGGGGCCCAGUGUUCCCUUUUCCCUCUUGUUUUCCGAUCAGGGUGAAAUGCACUUCUGAUGUCAUAAGCCUAAUUUGAUUCCCAUUUUAAGGUGGUGUCUGCAGCUGUUGCCCUUGGUUCUGGCUGUCCUUGGCUUUGUCCGGGACGAAGCCUGCUUGUCAAAGCUGACCUCCCUGAGCUAUACACGUGAGCCCAGCCAGAGCAUCCCCCGGCCCGAGCAGACCUGCCGGUCGGAGACUGCCCGAACAUGAUUCCUGGGGUUCCCGCCUGCUGUCCCCUGUCCCUGAUGACUCACACCGCCCAGGCUGCCGGGCAUGGGCUCCGGCGUCUCCUGGUUUCUUCUGUGGUAAAUAAACGCUUUCUGUGACGGUCUGA